GCAAGCUGGCUUAGUUGAGUAUUUUCACGAGCCAGGAAUGGAACGUUGGCUAUCAGGAUAGAAUAUUGGUACAAUUGUAUAUGAAAAAAAUUAUUUUAAGCUAAAUAUGGCUUCAUAUUGAUGGUAAAAAUCACAAGAUAUCGUCUAAGGAGACGGCUUGUUAAAAAGCGUUACAUAGGUACCAGGACAACGGAAGUCUAAACUGAUAAUUUAAUGUGUAAACAUUUGCUAUUGCAGUGAAAUGGCGGACGAAAACAGAGAAAAUCACCGUGAAUACAAAUGGCGCUUCUUAACCUUGAUACUAUCGCUGUUAUCAGUGGUAUUAUUGGCAGUGAUCGUAUACAUGGUGGCGCAGAACCAGGAAUCACCAAAUUCGCCCCAACUGUUAAACCCAGAGCAUGGUACGACCCGCCUGGGCGAGCCGACUGAACCCUCUGAACCAUCUGUGUUUCAUGACCUGACAGUCACUGAAAUCCGCGGUCUUGUUUCUUACUUAAACCAGGAGGAGUCCCUCAACAUCACCAGUCCUCCCUCCGACGCGAUCGACACCAACUACCGCUACCUGGCAGAGCUAUACCUGCCCUCUAAGGAUGACGUACUGAAAUAUUUAGAUGGUGGCGGAAAACAGCCCGCUAGGGAGGCAAUUGUGACUAUAUUUAGAGGUGCUGAGGACCCUCCUGACGUCAUCGAAAGAAUCGUUGGUCCUCUUCCAAAUCCGACCUAUAUGAAAGAAGUUCCCGGGAGGCCAUCCUCAAUUUCUUUCAUAUUACGACCCUUAAGUAGUCGAGAAUACGACAAAGCAGUUUUAUUUGUAGAAUAUGAACUAGAUACGAAACUUCGUGAACAUCUACGUACGAUUUACGGCGGAACGUUUCGCGAAUGUGGUUCCGAAUGUCUCGUUCUUAGCUACCUAUCAUACAUGUCACCCAGUGUUAGCGGUGAGCAAACUCGCAAAUUUUGGCUGUGGUUGACAAGAAACAAAGAGAACUAUUUAUUGAACAAUUUAGAUUUUUCAGUUUUAGUAAGAACGGAGAAUUCUCUUAUCUCUAUUGAAGAAAUAUGGUUUAGAGGUAUCUCUUACAACGGAAUAGAUGAUUUCCAAUCUCGCGUGUUCCUAAAUAUAACGAGAACACCCUGGCCUGAUCCACAUCAUGACAACUCGUUCUCAAAGGCCGAAAGACGCGGGAAGCCGUUCUGGGACAAACCUCUUCGAAACCCUACCCAAGUUGAACCAGACGGAAAGCGAUACAGUGUGAAUUAUAAUCACGUAACCUACAUGCGCUGGAGUUUCGACUUCCGGAUGUCCAGUGCGUAUGGACCACAAGUCUACGACAUCCGGUAUGAUGAUCAACGAAUUAUAUAUGAGGUUGGCUUACAAGAGUUGUGUGUGUUCUAUUCGGCUAAUAAUCCAGCACAAAUGUUUGCGGACCUUUUCGAUUCUUAUUAUCUCAUUGGCGCCAAUGCCAGCCCCCUCGUUCCUGGAGUAGACUGUCCGUCCCACGCCACAUUUAUGGAUGCCUCCUUUCUCAAGGAGGGGUCUGACGAACCGAUCACUACGCGAAAUGUGUUUUGCAUAUUUGAACUGAACACAGGAUACCCACAUCGUCGACAUUUCAACUCCUAUCCUUCUAGUCAGACAUCGUACGAGGGAAUGGAGAGUAUUCUUCUCGUCUUUAGGACAAUCCUCACUGUCGGGAAUUAUGAUUACAUAUUUGAUUUCCAGUUUUUCCAAAAUGGUGCAUUCCAGGUUCGAGUUGUCUCCACUGGUUUUAUUUCUACUAGUUAUUACAGACCGGAAGAGGAUCCAUAUGGGUAUCGUCUACACGACUUUAUCACUGGAAAUCUUCACCACCAUCUCGUUCAUUUCAAAGUCGACCUGGAUGUCAUGGGUACAAGCAAUCGCUUUGCUACUCUGGAUAUUGAGCCAGAAUCGGUUGACAAUAUUUGGUCGAAAGUCAAAGGACAAAAAUAUCACCAAACAAAGUUCAGUCAUAAUGUAAAGCGAGAUGAAUUGAGCGCUGCAUACAAAUAUGAUUUUAAUUCGCCAAAAUAUCUCACAUUUUAUAACAACAGAUCUACGAAUAAAUACGGCAUACACAAAUCAUAUCGUAUGUUGCUACGUGGAAUGAGCAAGUCACUGGUUGCGGAGGGAUACGGUAAUGAGCCUUCCAUGUCCUGGUCGCGCUAUCAGAUGGCAGUGACUCGCCGGAAAGAGACGGAAGCAUUCAGCAGCUCGAAGUAUACCGCACUUGACACAGCAGAACCUGUUGUAAAGUUCCAAGACUUUCUGGACGAUAAUGAGUCUAUCAUUGACGAGGAUCUCGUGACGUGGGUGACUUUAGGGAUGCACCACAUACCUCAUACAGAGGACCUCCCAGUCACCCCGACCCCCGGAAUGGAUGUUGGAUUCUUCCUCCUACCCUUCAACUAUUUCCAGGAAGACCCCGCUAUAGCAGCUAGAAACGCUCUUAGAAUCGAACCACGUGACAGAGCAAAUCCCGGAGCCGGAUUGAAAGUGGAGCGCAACGGAUUGAAACAGGACUUCACAUGCAGUUCACCAGACAAUCCAUUCUGGCGCGACAUAGAGCGUGACCACACAAUCCUUUUCGACGAAUGACUGACAUCCUUUCGCAUGGAUUUAAUUGUUCAUUUGGACGUGGAUGUAUCGUUCUAAACAGUAACAAUAUGAACUGUUGCAACGCCAAAGAAAUUAACACGUGUUAAAUUAGGAUAUCGUAACAGUUUGAUUGUGUGGAAAUAGCAAUAAAUUUAGUUCACAUGUU
Molecule: messenger RNA, 2783 nt
Organism: Pecten maximus
Lineage: Eukaryota; Metazoa; Mollusca; Bivalvia; Pectinida; Pectinidae
Product: putative amine oxidase [copper-containing]
Exons: 2
Coding region: 242-2617 (791 amino acids)
Biological process (GO): amine metabolic process
Cellular component (GO): plasma membrane
Molecular function (GO): quinone binding; primary methylamine oxidase activity; copper ion binding
Source: RefSeq, a predicted model, not a curated record